AUGACGGACAUUCUUUCAAAGUAUAAAAAUACACACUUUACUGAACUCCCUACUCCUGCAUUUAUUAUCAAUGAAGAUAAGUUCAAUUUGAAUUGUCAGGCAAUGCUUAAGAGCGUAAACGACUUACGUCUUAAAACAGGAAAAAAUAUUCUAUUUCGCCCACAUGUUAAGACACAUAAGACAGGCCAAGGAACUGUAAGACAACUAGGACAUGGAGUGAUCAACCAUUAUGAAAGAAAUACAGGUUCUAUUUUAGUCUCGACAUUUAGUGAAGCACGAGGGAUAUUAGAUUAUCAAGAAUCAUUUGGUGAGAAAUAUGUUGACGAUAUAGCUUUCAGUAUACCAGUUUGCAUUCCCCAGUAUAUGACACGACUUGCCAAUACAGCUAAUAGAGUAAAGACUCUGAGAGUUUUUGUGGACAACGAGGAACAUCUAAAUAACCUAGUUGAAUAUGGAAGAUUGCCUGGAGACAAAAAGUGGUCCCUUUUUGUAAAGUUAGACAUGGGAACACAUAGAGCUGGUGUUGUGACGGAAUCCUCAGAGUUCCAAUCCCUGUUGAAGAAAAUUCUCUCCAAGGAUGUCAAGGAAGUUGCCGAGCUUUACGGAUUUUAUGCCCAUUGCGGCCACAGUUAUCAUGCUUCUUCUGCUUCUCAAGCGUAUCAGUACUUCGAGGAUGAACUAAAGGCCGUCAACAAUGCAGCUAAAAAGGUAGUUGAUAUGGAUGAAUCCUUACUUGCAAAAUCCUUAGUUUUAUCUGUUGGUGCUACACCUACAACUACAGCAGUCCUACAUGCCAAACCAGAUUUAACCGAAUAUAUCAGAAACGAACUCAUUGGGACUUUGGAAGUUCAUUGUGGAAACUAUUGUUUGUAUGAUUUGCAGCAGGUAUCAACUGGAUGUGUUGCUCCCAAAAAUGUUGCUGGCUUUGUGCUAGGGAGUGUUUUGUCAUCUUACCCAACAAGGGCAGAAAUGUUAACGGAUACAGGUGUCUUAGCUUUAUCGCGAGAAACGUCCACUAUUGCCGGAUUUGGAUACUGUAUCAACCCAGAUGAAAUACUAAAUGAUAAGUUCACCUCUAAAGGAGAGUGGUAUGUGGAUAGAUUAUCACAAGAACAUGGAAUUCUUAAACCACAUGCAGAGGUUAAUUGUCCCAACCUAUUAAAACUAGGUUCCAAAGUUACCAUUUUACCACAACAUGCUUGCAUCACCAUGGCACAGUUUUCAUAUUAUUUUAUUGUUAACAAAAAGGGAACUGUAGUUGAUGUCUGGACACCAUUUCAAAAAUGGUAA
Molecule: messenger RNA, 1290 nt
Organism: Naumovozyma castellii
Lineage: Eukaryota; Fungi; Ascomycota; Saccharomycetes; Saccharomycetales; Saccharomycetaceae
Gene: DSD1
Product: D-serine ammonia-lyase DSD1
Exons: 1
Coding region: 1-1290 (429 amino acids)
Source: RefSeq, a predicted model, not a curated record